Messenger RNA from Dibothriocephalus latus, 747 nucleotides. Lineage: Eukaryota; Metazoa; Platyhelminthes; Cestoda; Diphyllobothriidea; Diphyllobothriidae. The record is from the annotation of a GenBank genome assembly.
AUACUGCUUACGCGGCCGGCAUUGGCGAAGGAGUUCUUGCUAGAAACGCGUAAUGUUACUGCCAUCAAACAAGGCAAAAUUGCCAUCAUCCACAUCGAGCCUACGGACAUGUUGACCUAUGAUAUACUGCCACUCUGGCGAAAUGAACUGGGAUGUGGAGUAGACUUGGGAGCGGCCGGGCAGAGUCUCAUCAUCAUGACAACUCUGCCAACGAGAACUAUCUAUCAGCCUAACUCUUCCAUUUAUACGAACAAAAUAAACCUAGCUGCUGCUGCUGCGGCUGGAUUAGCAAUGCGUCUCACUCAACUAAACGUCAAGGCGGGCGGUGGCAAACUGGAGCCAACAAAAGGCCUGUUUGAACCAAUGAACAACCAGGACGUCUACGUGCCCAUCACCCCGGAGAUCACCUUCCACUUUGAGAACUACGGUACCAAUGAGAUCCGCGGUCUGUACGACAUGUUUAUUUUCUCUCUUAAUCUGGAGGUCUCAUGUGGCCGCCGGAAUGUCUCCCAGAUGACUUUUGACGAGAUAUUUCUUCUGACCGACGUGAUUCUUUGGCCACUGAUUGCGGUACAGCGUGUGGCCGACAAAGUUUGGCCUGGAGACAGCAACGGGCCUAGUCGAAAUCCCUGCCUAAUUUAUGACUGUGAAAUGGGUAGGUUGGACAAGCAUGCUCUCCUGGGCGAGUGCGUUGCUUUAUCGUUUUCUCAAACGCUCUCUUUUUCUGUGUUUUUGCAUGCAAUUUAG